Dissoconium aciculare CBS 342.82 is the source of this 3249-nucleotide messenger RNA. Its product is annotated as glycoside hydrolase family 16 protein. The record is from RefSeq and is a predicted model, not a curated record. NCBI's taxonomy places the organism in Eukaryota, Fungi, Ascomycota, Dothideomycetes, Mycosphaerellales, Dissoconiaceae. The coding region runs from base 1 to 3249 and encodes 1082 amino acids. The transcript is spliced from 2 exons. Gene Ontology annotation, biological process: carbohydrate metabolic process. Gene Ontology annotation, molecular function: hydrolase activity, hydrolyzing O-glycosyl compounds.
AUGACGAUCCUCUUCACUCUUACAGGCCUGCUGGCGUUGACUGCAGUGCAUGCUCAAGACAUCACGCCCUCUUCACAAUGUAGCUGUGGCUUCAUCGAUCCGGCAAAUCAGCGAUUGUACACCGACUCAAUCAUUGCAUACUUUAAUGAAUCGAAUGCCCUAGACGGAAAAACAUUCCAAGCCCUCGAUUACCGGAAAAGAGUGCAGAAAGGUUGGAAUACUAUCUUCCGUCAAGGUGCCAGCCCAUCCAACUUUGAUAUCGGAAACAACGCAUCAUUACCUUGGCAGAAUGCCAUUGAUGGCAACGACUCAAGCCUGCAAAUGUUCCUAGAUGAACCAACCUGGAACCAUGACUCUGUCGGUGCAGAGCUCCGAUCCGUUCGUCAGGAUAUCCUUUACGGAACGUUCAGAGCCUCUAUGCGAUCAGCUCAGCCAUGGAGCGGAGGAAGUGCAUUUUCGAUGAUCCUGCAGUACAACACUUCUUCAAACAUCGAGAUGGAUAUGUUGAACAAGGACGCGGCUCCCGAUGCCCAGAUCAUGCAGACCGUCAACGGAGAAUGGCCUGAAAACCGACUUGCUGUGAAUUAUUCUAUUAUCGCAGCAGGCGCACCGCCGGCUUUACAGCCUCAAUCUCCUUGGGAUUUCCUCGACCUUCGCAUUGAUUGGACGAUCGAUGGAAUCGAGUUCUGGAUCGCGAACAACAACACUCGCAAUGCCACUCGCACCGACCGAACUAUUCCGACCAUUCCAGCGCCUUUGGCCUUUUCGCAUUGGUCUACGGGAGACGCCAACUUCAUGCAAGGUCCGCCUCUGCAACGCUCUGUUGCAAACCUCCGAUGGGUGCGGGCAUUCUUCAACACUUCUACCAUGAGCGCGGCGGACCACCAGGCUUACGAUCAGCGAUGUUUGUCUGCCAACCCUUGUUCGAUCGACGAUGUCAUGCUUCGUGGCUCAUCAGAAUAUUCUGCUGCGGCGACCCAACCAUGGCAAGAACCAGAUGAGAAGGACUACAUCCGCAAGGUCGCAGGUUAUAUUGCGGCGGCCUUCAGCACGUUCGGUGUUGCUUCGCUGCUUAAUGCGUUUGUGCGUCGCACGCCUUGGUCAAAGGUCAAGAAGCUGUACUGGAAAGGAGAGGGAGGCAAGUCCAAUCGCGCUUUGCGUCGUUCCAUUCGCAACUCGAUGGGACCCAUCGGAAGCCCGCCUCAAGUGCACGAACCGAUGCCGAUUUUCAGCAAACCUGAGACCCCUGCUCCGGCAUACAUGGGUUCCAUAUCGGGCAGUUCGAAUGGGCGCCAAACGCCGGCGCCUGGCUACACCACACCAUCAGGCAUGAUGACUCCGCUACCCGUCUAUCAAUCUCGUGUGAACACACCGAGACAAUCAAUGACUGCUCUCGUGCCGGUUCGCAGGGGGAGUGUCAGGCGUAACAACUCCGGAAUUCCCGACGGACGUAAUACGCCGAGCGCUCCGACAUCUCCAACGAUCGAAGGCAACAUUCUCGAGCCACCACCCGUGAUCGAUGAGGCUGAAGAGUUGGACAUCGAAGGAUCGCGCCAGAUGGCAUACCUGAGCCUUGAUAAUCAUCUCGAAAGCGGAGAAAGCAAUGCAAGCAGUAGCAGCAGUACCACGGAAGGUGAAAACAGCAAGAGUAAUGUACACACAUCAGAGUCCUCGGAACUGUCAUCCAAAGCGUCCUCCGAAACGAGCAGCGUCAAGCAAGCUUGGAUUUCAAGCUCAGACGAGAAGAAGACCUUGCACAGCGAAGUUGAUGAGGUGGCGACUCCGGCGGUGGAGAUUCCUCACGAGAAAUCGCUUCAUACCAUCAUUCAUGAAAAGUCUGUUCCAGACGCCAUGACGGGCGCCGCAACCGUCGAUACAAAGCUCGCCAAAGUUGCUCCACAGCAGCGGAUCGAUCAUCUUGCUGGUCUGUUGGCAAUCUCGUGUAUCAUGGUAACGCUCCGUCAUUUCUCAUUGACCUUCUGGCCACACGUCACGGAAGGCUACGGCAUGAACGAACACUUUGCCGCUGAUUCGGUAUUGUCUUACAUCCUGGGCCCAUACGUCCUCACGCCACUGUGGAUUGGACCUUUCUUCGUCACUGCAUGUCGUUUCCUCGCGCAAAAAUACCUGAAAACCGGCCGACUUGAUGACAUGGGCAACAGGAUGUUGCUUCGAGCGCCUCGUAUGCUCAUCCCUUGCUUUCUCUUCAUGAUCGUCGAGUACUUCCUCAUCUCGCUGGGUCUAACGACCGAGCUGGAAUGGCUUCCAAGCGUCAGCUUCAGUGUCUGGCCUUAUGUUGAGCCGCAGAAGAACUUCGGCGUCUACCUGAACCAGGCCAUUGAGCUUGCGUACCUCUUCCCGAACGCCGCUCCUUCAGUGAUCAACAAUUACUGUGUUGGUGUGCUGUGGACCAUCCCAGUUCAGCUGCAAUUCUCAUUCGUGACCAUUGUCGCAGCGAUCAUGAUCAGGGAUAUCAAGACACCGUGGAAGCGUAUCGGCUUCUACCUUGUUACCGUCCUCGCCGGUUGGUAUGCCACGAGCUGGUCCGCCACUCACUGGUUGGGUCUCAUGCUUGCGGACAUGGACCUCACAUUCGACUGGAUCAAAUACACUCAAGCCAAAUGGUACCGAUUAUACCCUGUCCUCAUCACCGCGUUCCUCAUCACGGGCGCGACGCCACUCGUCCUCCUCUUCAACUCCAACUUCUUCUACUUCCCCUUCAUGUCCUGGGAGAAUGGUAUUCACCCAGACCCAAACACUGGUCUCCCGCUUAUCCAGAUUGCCGAAAACGUCUACAACCUGUACCCGGACUACUUCAACCCUUCGCUCGCCGUCCUAACUUUCAGCAUCGGCUUGCAAGUCAUGGUCGAGCUAUCAACCUGGAUCCAAUGGGUCCUCAGUUUACCUGUUGUCACUUUCUUCCACCCUCACAUUAUGACCAUCUACCUGAUGCAUGGCUUCGUCUUCUGGAGCUUAGGCUCAUGGAUCGCCGUCUCCCUCGCCAAAAUGGCCGUGCCGUACUGGGCAAUCCUGCUCAUUACGGCAGUAGUCUGCUACACCGUCAUCAUUCUCGGCGCAGUCAUCGUCACUCCGAUGACCGACUUCGUCACCAAGAGCGCCACCAAGAACAUCUGGCGGUCGGCUUCCGAGGAAACUGUCCCACACCGACCGACGACCGCACCUUUCACGAAGGCUCUGGUCAUCGACAGACCAAAUGAGGAUGAGUCACAGCAGCCGGCUGUUGCAUGA